Messenger RNA from Pogonomyrmex barbatus (red harvester ant), 1417 nucleotides. RefSeq lists its product as uncharacterized. Lineage: Eukaryota; Metazoa; Arthropoda; Insecta; Hymenoptera; Formicidae. Gene Ontology annotation, biological process: positive regulation of DNA-templated transcription; regulation of transcription by RNA polymerase II; cell fate specification. Gene Ontology annotation, cellular component: chromatin; nucleus. The record is from RefSeq and is a predicted model, not a curated record. Gene Ontology annotation, molecular function: RNA polymerase II cis-regulatory region sequence-specific DNA binding; DNA-binding transcription factor activity, RNA polymerase II-specific.
CGAUUCUCGGAAAUGUCUUUUGCGAAUAUGGCUGCGUUGUUUAUGAACACAUCUUGGAUGUCAACUUUCCAACCACAUUUUUUCUCCUGUUUUGAAUCAGAUAAGAGAACAGAUUCCAGCAACCGAUGGUUCUUUCAGCGACAGCCAUUGCCCGAAGUCAAUAUAGAAUUAAAGCAUCGGGAUCUUUGGAUGAAAUUUUCUAAGGAAAACACAGAAAUGAUAAUUACGAAGUCUGGUCGACGCAUGUUCCCGACCAUACAAGCAAACGUAAGCGGUUUGCGAGAGUAUGAGAAAUAUUGUGUUCUUCUGGAGAUUGUCAAGGUAUCUGAUCGUCGGUAUAAGUAUUGUGGAUAUGAAAACAGCGGGAAUAAGAACGGCAAUGUAAGUGGUUGGAGUUUUGCCGGGCCGGCAGAGCCGCAGCAUCCUUUCCAUCGUCGAAUUUACGUGCAUCCCGAGAGUCCUUCGACGGGUGAGCACUGGAUGAACAAUUCGAUAAGUUUCAGCAAACUCAAAUUGACGAACAACAUCAACGACAAUAACAGCAAUAUAGUGUUAACAUCGAUGCACAAGUACGUACCAAAAAUCUGGAUAGUUCGUUGUGAACAGACGAAUCUUAACACGCUUCUUUCUUCUCCGUCCGCGACGUUCGUUUUCAAAGAAACCGAAUUUAUCGCAGUAACAGCAUAUCAAAAUGAUAAUAUAACAAAGUUGAAGAUCGAUCAUAAUCCAUUUGCAAAAGGCUUCCGUGAGACGGGACAAUCGCGAUUCAAACGCAAGUAUCAGCAGGCGUUCCAAGCGGACGUUUUAACCGACGAUUCCAAUCGUACGGAUGACGAAAUGAAUAAUAAAUCAUACGAUUCUGACUCGAGUCAAGUCACGAACGAAUCGAACGCAAAUAUUUUAGAGAACUUGAGGUCACCAAUAAGACAUGUUCUCGAAAACAAUACGAACGAUGUAUCGAACACCGAGAGACCAUUGGUGCCCGUUGAUGCGAAUCGGAAUGGAAAUCAGGAGCCUCCAUCUAGAACAGAUAAUGAAAAUCAGGUGUCUUUUCACAGACCUUGGCUACUCCCAGAAUCUAGACUUCCUACCCUCCCUUCACUUAGAUCGUCUACCCCCCGUCCAUCUAAAUUGCCUAUCUCUCUUCCACCUAAAUCACUGAACCAGGUAACAUCGUCUGGACCAAUGCUAUCAUCGUUAUCGCUGUUGCCGACCAAACCACCAUUUGGCAAUUUGUACUCGCACAUGUACUCGCCUAUGUACACACCAAUUGGUGCGGCGGAAUGCUUACCGAAAUUUCAAGAAUACCACUACCAGGAGUACCUUCGUCAACAGUAUUACACACAGUUCCAAUACCAGCGUAGCAAUUAUUUUUUAUGAGGUAAUGAUACAUGCGAAAAUGUUGCCUUGUUUUUUU